AGUGUCAAACUCAAUUUUAUCAUGGGCCGAAUCAGCAGCAUCAUUGCCCUCAAAGGGCCAGCUGUAUCUCAGUGCCACCCACCUGUGCCCAGCAGUGCCGCCCACAAGUGCCCAUCAGUGCCACCCACCUGUGCCCAUCAGUGCCUAGCAGUGCCACCCACCUGUGCCCAUCAGUGCCACCCAUCAGUUCCCUGCAGUGCCGCUAGUCAGUGCCCAGCAGUGUUGCCAGUCAAUGCCACCCAUCAGUGCCCAUCAGUGCUGCCCAUCAGUGCCCAU
Messenger RNA from Staurois parvus, 276 nucleotides. The record is from the annotation of a GenBank genome assembly. NCBI's taxonomy places the organism in Eukaryota, Metazoa, Chordata, Amphibia, Anura, Ranidae.